Molecule: messenger RNA, 348 nt
Organism: Candida dubliniensis CD36
Lineage: Eukaryota; Fungi; Ascomycota; Pichiomycetes; Serinales; Debaryomycetaceae
Gene: MED22
Product: Med22p
Exons: 1
Coding region: 1-348 (115 amino acids)
Biological process (GO): regulation of transcription by RNA polymerase II
Cellular component (GO): mediator complex
Molecular function (GO): transcription coregulator activity
Source: RefSeq, a predicted model, not a curated record
AUGCAACCCAAGUCAAUAUCGUUGUUGCAAAAAAUUGAUUCUAUAAUUGAAACAAUAAUAGUAAAAUUUACCAAUAUUUUUGAGAAUCUACAAGAUGCCAAUAAAACCACUGAGAUAUUGUCGAUGGAAAGUUUGGCUAUGGAAAAUAAUUGUAUUCAAAUUAUUCGAUUAUGUCAAGAUUUAAUCAGUAUUUCACGUAAUCUUAAAGAAAUUUGGGUAUUAAAUAGCAUUAAAGUUACACAAGAGAAAUUUGAAUGGAAACAAGAAGAAAUAGAUACCAUGUUUACACAAUUUAAUUUAUUAACAGAUAAAAUUGCUGAAUUUGAAACUGAUAUGAAUAAAGAAUAA